Messenger RNA from Lodderomyces theae, 1896 nucleotides. Its product is annotated as polyadenylate-binding protein. The coding region runs from base 1 to 1896 and encodes 631 amino acids. The transcript has a single exon. Gene Ontology annotation, cellular component: ribonucleoprotein complex. Gene Ontology annotation, molecular function: RNA binding. NCBI's taxonomy places the organism in Eukaryota, Fungi, Ascomycota, Pichiomycetes, Serinales, Debaryomycetaceae. The record is from RefSeq and is a predicted model, not a curated record.
AUGUCAGCUGCUGAGACUAACCAACUUCAAGAGUCCUUGGAGAAAUUGAACAUCGACUCUUCAUCUUCAAAACCAGGUGUCGAAUCUGAGGGUGUUUCUGUUGAACCUUCUUCUGAAGAACAAGGUGAAUUGGGUAAUGUUGCUGAAAACUCAGCUUCAUUAUACGUUGGAGAGUUGAACCCAUCAGUCAAUGAGGCAACACUUUUCGAACUUUUUUCACCUAUUGGUCAAGUUUCUUCUAUUAGAGUUUGUCGUGAUGCUGUUUCUAAGAAAUCUUUGGGUUAUGCUUAUGUCAACUACCACAAAUUCGAAGAUGGUGAGAAGGCUAUUGAUGAAUUGAACUACAGUCUUAUUGAGGGCAGACCAUGUCGUAUCAUGUGGUCCCAAAGAGACCCAUCAGCAAGAAGGUCUGGAGAUGGAAACAUUUUCAUCAAGAACUUGCACCCAGCUAUCGAUAACAAGGCCUUGCACGAUACUUUCUCAGCCUUUGGUAGAAUCUUGUCAUGUAAAGUUGCCACUGAUGAUUUGGGACAAUCCAAGUGUUUUGGUUUCGUUCAUUACGAAACUGCCGAGGCCGCUGAAGCUGCCAUCGAAAAUGUCAAUGGUAUGUUGUUGAAUGACCGUGAAGUUUACGUUGGUAAGCACGUCUCAAAGAAGGACCGUGAAUCCAAGUUUGAAGAGAUGAAAGCUAAUUAUACAAACAUUUACGUCAAGAACAUUGAUUUGGGCUUUUCUGAAAAAGAAUUUGAAGACUUGUUUGCUCCAUUUGGAAAGAUUACUUCCAUUUACUUGGAAAAGGAUCAAGAUGGAAAAUCGAAAGGCUUUGGUUUUGUCAACUACGAAGACCACAAAUCCGCUGUUGAAGCUGUUGAAGCUUUGAACGAUAAGGAGAUCAAUGGCCAAAAAAUCUAUGUUGGAAGAGCUCAAAAGAAGAGGGAAAGAACUGAAGAAUUGAAGAAGCAAUACGAAGCUAUUAGAUUGGAAAAAUUGUCUAAAUACCAAGGAGUCAACUUGUUCAUCAAGAACUUGGAUGAUCAAAUUGAUUCAGAACAAUUGGAGGAAGAAUUUAAACCAUUCGGAACCAUCACUUCAGCCAAGGUUAUGGUUGACGAUGCAGGUAAGUCCAAAGGUUUUGGUUUUGUUUGCUUUAGCACUCCAGAAGAAGCUACAAAGGCAAUCACCGAGAUGAACCAAAGAAUGGUUAAUGGUAAGCCAUUGUACGUUGCUUUGGCUCAACGUAAGGAUGUUAGACGUUCUCAAUUGGAACAGCAAAUCCAAGCAAGAAACCAAAUGAGAAUGCAAAACGCUGCCGCUGCUGGUGGAUUCCCAGGCCAAUUUAUGCCACCAAUGUACUACGGACAACAAGGAUUCUUCCCACCAGGUGGCAGAGGUAAUGCUCCAUUCCCAGGACCAAACCCUCAAAUGAUGAUGAGAAGAGGUCAACCAGGCCAACCAUUCCCUGAGCAAUGGCCAAGACCCGGACCAAAUGGGCAACCAGUCCCAGUUUACGGACUUCCACCUCAAUUCCAAAACCAAGGAGCUCAACAGCAACAGCAACAACAACAACAACAACAACAGCCACAACCCUUCCCAGGGCAAGCUGGUGUUAAAGUUCCAGCUAAGGAUUUAGCUGCCAUCAUCUCCAGUGUUCCACCAGAGCAACAAAAGAGAAUCUUGGGAGAAGAAUUGUACCCAAGAAUUGUUGCUACUGGAAAGGCACAAGAGCCUGAAGCUGCAGGAAAGAUUACUGGUAUGAUGUUGGGUUUGGAGAACCAAGAAAUCUUGGACUUGUUGGACGAUGACGAGUUGUUCAACAACCACUUUGAAGACGCUUUGACUGCUUACGAAGAGUACAAGAAGUCAGAGGCUGGUGCCGGUGGUAAUGAAGAAGCUUAA